UCAGUAUCAGCGUGGCUGUGGUAUGGCGUCUGUGACAUGUAUGCUGUAUAGCAUCGUAUAUUUCCUUCCUGGAGCAUAUCCAACAGCACGUAUUGUGACAAAUGUAGCUUUGGGUAAACCUACCAUUCAGUCUAGCACGUACCCAGGCAGCAACUCUUCCUAUGCUGUGGACGGAAGAACAGGGGGGAACUUCUUUUCUGACCACUGCAUGCUUACACGAGAUGGCAACGUCUGGUGGAUGGUGGACCUGCUUCAUGUCUACAAUAUAUCAACCGUCAAUGUGUUCAGGAGAACAGACUAUCCGGGUCAUGCAGAGCAAGCUAAGAUAGAGGGCUUUGUUCAGCAUCCUACACUUUGUCCUGCAUCCUCCCCGAAAGUCUGCGUCAACCAGCUCGGCAGUUUCACAGGUCCAUCCAAGAUUGUGGCGUGUAAACAAGAGGUCAUGGCCAGAUAUGUGAGAGUUUCCUCCACUACCUACCUGACCGUGUGUGAGAUACAAGUGUUUGGACAGGGCGUAGGUGGAUGCUUGAGGAAUAAGGUACAAGUGAAAGAAGGCCACAAACUGGAUGACCCCUCUAUCACCAUGCUACGUGGUGAUGCUUCAAGUCGUGUGGAGUGCAGCAUCAACUGUUACAGACUCCACAACUGUCUGUUCUUCAACUACAACAGACUGACUGGAGAAUGUCAGACAGGAAGUGGCCAGGAGACUUCCGCUUCUUCCUCGGCAGCUGACUGGGACUUCUGCACAAUUUGUUAAAGGGUUGUUUGUCCUGUCUCUGGUGGAUACGUUUCAUAAAUAUCAACUGUGUCUAUAUAUAAUAUGUAUGUUUUUGGCCGGAUAGGCCUGUGACAACGGAACUUUCUCAGAUUUGGAACAUCUCUAACUCGACAUCACACGUCUGAAUGUGAAAUCCCAAACACAUAAAUCUGAGUUAUCUAUAUAAUAGUGAUUGUUAUCAUGUUCAAUGAAGUUAUGUAGGACAUAGGUGUUUUAAUAAUAUGCUCAAUAACUUAUGGAAACAUACAGACAUAUAGAAAUUCUUGAUCACUCGAUUGUUCGGUUUGUUUACAGACCGUCGUCGCAUCAAUGAAUCCUUCAGGCAACACUAAGACACUUAUUGUGCAAAUUGUGUGAUUGAGUGGCGGGUGCUACCGGUAGGGCAGGACAUGCGUACGAUCUUCGUGAAAACCUGGUGACAUUUAUGUUUUUCAGUCAUAAUUCCCUUUUACGCUCAAUGGAAUCUUUCCACCUAACAUCGCGACUGGUUAUUUUCUGGACUUUUGUUUUAGUGUGUAUUUAUUAUCUUCUGAUGACUUAAUUGUCGUGUUGUUUUCAAGGUGUUUGCUUCAUGGCAUAAUAAAAAUCUAUUCAUUGAGUC
This is a messenger RNA of Haliotis rufescens (red abalone), 1379 nucleotides long. RefSeq names its product fucolectin-like. The record is from RefSeq and is a predicted model, not a curated record. The transcript has 4 exons. NCBI's taxonomy places the organism in Eukaryota, Metazoa, Mollusca, Gastropoda, Lepetellida, Haliotidae. Bases 23 to 757 code for a protein of 244 amino acids.